UCCCAAUUUGCUUCUUUGUUUUAAGUGAUAAAGGCCUUGCAAAAUGUCGUUUGGUAUAGGAAUCGGGGAUAUAGUCCUACUUUCGGACCUCGCCCAUAAACUGGGAACAACUCUCACAAGCGGCCGGAAAGGAGCGACCGCAGAGUUCCAGGAAGUCCAAAACCAGCUUUUUGCCAUCGGCAAGGCGUUGAAGUUUGCGUCAGCAAUAGUAGAAAACCCAAAAUCCCCGGAUGGGGAUCAGAAUGUUCCCCCCGAGGAUGAGAUAUUGGGCCGGAUGAUAGAAAAUUGUGGUGUAACGCUGAAACAUCUAGAUGGGGUUCUAGAAAAGUAUCCGGAGUUACGAGCAGAUGCAGUGCAAGUGCAAGUGGACGAAAAGACUCAGCAAAAAUGGGUAAAAGAUCUCAAAGAUAAUAUCAGGAAGAUCAAAUUUACGACCGAAGGGACUGGUUUGGACAAAUUGAGGAAUAGCCUUGGAAUCCAUGUGACGGCGUUGAACUUGGCAAUUACAGCUCGUAACUGUAUUCAAGCAGACAAGGUUAAGCUACAGGUCGAGGCCAGCCAUGCGAAACUGGAAGAUAUGCACGAAUGGUUUAAGAGUAUGAAACUUUCUUCGGAAGAACUCAAGAAACCAAAGAAGGCGGCCAACAGACCCGUACCACAUAAUGCAGCAGCAUCUUCUGGUUUAUCCAGGAAGAAAACCAAUGAGUCGGUGUCGUCUAUGUCCAUUUAUAUCGAAGCUUCGGAGCUAGGCGACGAGGACAUUAGACCCUCAGAACGUCAUGUUAGCUUCAGGCGGCAAUCCGAAGAAAAGGAAUUAACAUUUUCUAUUUCUCUGAAGACCUUGAAUACAGCUUCAUCCUACUUAAUAUGCCACACGGCAGCAUUCAAUCCAGAAUGGAUGUGGAAACAGGACUCAAAGCUGUUCCAUUGCUCCUGCGAGAACUACCAUGAGCUAGACUAUACUUUGGUGCCUCCGAGCAUUUUUGUCCGUGUCACGACUGGUCGACCGACAUGGACGAUUCAUGUAUUUUCAAAAUCCUCAAAUUCAGUGGAACAACUCCUCAUCUCCGAUGUGUUAUCUACACGCCUUGCCGAUUUCGAGCAGCAUAGGUUGCACCUAGCGUUAGUUCAGGGGCUCAGAUCAGCGUCGACAGGAGAGGAUCCUUCUAUGCUCAUGUACACUUCCGUGCAGGAUACAGGAGGUUCGCUUUCGGUUUUGGACGCAAUUAGUGGCACUUCUAGCUUCCGAGGAGAUGUUAGAAACGCCACAAUACAAUCCGACAGACUCAGCUAUAGUCUCGAAAUCAUAGAAAGCGUCCAGCUGCUACACUAUGUCUCAAUGCUAUUUCCCGGUCCCGACGGAGAUGUCACCCAAGAUGACUCAGGGCUUCUCUCAUGUCGGAAUGCGGAGGUAGUUAUUCAGACCGGGAUUUCACCUGACGGUGCUGAAGGCGGUGACGUUUACCAACUCGUGAUUCAAUUCGGACAAUUCACAGCCGUUGAUGGGCAUGGAAGCAAAACCAAUAUCACACUAAGAGGCGUAAACGGAAAAGCAUUUCUCACAAACAACGACCGCAUCGACAUCCAAGACGCCGACAUCGACCUCACAUUCACCUCGAGCGAAGCAGCAUCUUCAUUUCUCACCUCCAUCGAAUCUCUCCAACGCCACCUUUUCAUUUCCUACCUCCAAUCCCAGUAUCUCGAAGAGGUCGUAAAAUUCCGCAAGAACAUCGGCAACGUCAUGAUCCGAGAGAUGCAACUCCUCGACGCCCUCGCCAUGGUGGUCGAAGACACCACUACUGGCGAACAGAGGAUGAUAAUAAGCAGCAAAUGUGGCUCGAAAUUUGUCACUGUGAUAGUUCCGCCGGCUGCCACGGGAUCAUCCCCUUUGGUAAAUGGGCCUCGUAUAGGCCCAGAUGUAUCCGCGUUUUUUAUCAAUAUUGAUGCUGAGGAUACGAGCAUUGUUAAGCAGUCUUUUGGGACUAUUUCGAAUAUAGGUUUGUUUGUGAUGGGAGAUAUGCAUACUGCAUAGGCCGGAGCUCCUAGAACCUAGACUAACAGCAAACAACUGGUUGGACAGGCCAUGCAGUGUGUAGCUUGCUUAGGUGGAUUUUACGAGUUGAUGGCGUCUAUAUCUAGUUGUGAUCAGCAGUAUAUAAUAGGGAUAGAAUAAACAGAAGCUCAUAGGUUUCUUUCUCAGAAAGUAAAAACAAUUAUAUAGUGAGG
Molecule: messenger RNA, 2226 nt
Organism: Pseudogymnoascus verrucosus
Lineage: Eukaryota; Fungi; Ascomycota; Leotiomycetes; Thelebolales; Thelebolaceae
Exons: 8
Coding region: 44-2032 (662 amino acids)
Source: RefSeq, a predicted model, not a curated record